Molecule: messenger RNA, 1322 nt
Organism: Drosophila eugracilis
Lineage: Eukaryota; Metazoa; Arthropoda; Insecta; Diptera; Drosophilidae
Exons: 4
Coding region: 1-1278 (425 amino acids)
Source: RefSeq, a predicted model, not a curated record
AUGUCGUGUCCCGAGAAGAUCGAGAGCCCCAACGAGAGUCUCGUUAUCCCAAAAUGGUUAAAUAAAUCCAAGUUUGAAUCAGUGCUAGCAAAGGAUGAGCCUGAUUACUCGAAGAUUACGAAUUUUACAGCAGUCGCCGCUGUGCCGCCAGGUGGUAAUUUUACAUCCGUCAUGCUGCGAGUUUACUUGGAUUUGGAAAUGAAAGGUGGAACACAGAAAAGAAAAUCGUAUGUCGUUAAGACGACCCUUGAUUCGGAUAAGGGUGGCAAGGCCGUAGAAGAGAUGCGGUGCUUCCAAAAGGAACAGCACAUGUACUCCACUUAUCUGCCGGAGUUCGAGAAACUCUAUCGUGAGGCUGGCCAUCCCAUUCAGCUAAUGCCUAAGUGUCUGGAAAUCGGCGAGAUGGAAGGAAAACUCUAUAUCAUAUUUGAGGAUCUUGCAGCCCAAAAUUAUGUAGGUGCGGAUCGAAAUAAAGGAGUGAAUAUGGAGCAUAUGCGAAUGUCCCUUCGCAAGUUGGCUGAGCUGCAUGCAGCCAGUGUGAUCUACAGAGAACGCCAUGGACCCUACCACAUUGACUUUGACCAUGGCUUUGCCAAGAAGGACAAUAUCCAACAUUCCAUUAGAGGAUUCGAAGUCAAGGCUCCAGAAUACAAGGCAGCCAUGAAAACCUGGGGAAUGGAUGAGAGUUACUAUAAGAAUUUUCCCACUACCGAGCAGUAUGCCAAACUCUGUUUGGAAUCCCUUCAUGUGGAUUCCCAGGACUUUAAUGUCCUUACUCAUGGCGACUUUUCUGCCAGCAACAUUCUGUACAAGUACGAUGAAAAUGGAUCUCUUAGUGAGGCUCUCCUGCUGGACUUUCAGAUAUGCAAAUGGGGAAGUCCGGCUCAGGAUCUGCUAAUGAUAAUAUCCAUUUCCGCGGAGAAUGAUCUGCGCUAUAAGGAAUUCGAUAACUUUGUGCGAAUCUAUUGGGAAUAUCUCAUCGACUGCUUGAAAGUACUGAAGUACGAAAAACCUCUUCCCCAAUUGAGGGACAUUCAGUGUUCGAUCUAUAAGAAAGCAAACACUUUCAAUAUUUUCUUUGUCGUGAUGAAUCAUCUGCCUGGUCAUCUACUGCCCAGUUGCAAGGAGAGUAACCUGCACACCAUCACCUCCACAGAAGAGGCAGGCAAGAUCUUCCGUUUGAGAGCCUACACAAAUCCAACCUUUGUGAAAGUAAUCAAAGAGUUUUAUCCAUUCCUCUGCAAUCGCGGUCUCUUCAAUUUCGAAGACUUUGAGUGAUCACAAGUUCAUUCCUCUUCCAGUGCAGCCCGCACUCGCGUCUA